GCACCACCGCUCUCCCCACGCAUUGCGCAAUCGUAUUGCAAUAAACAGCUGCGCCACUCGGCAAUCAUGAAAAUGGUGUGCGACUCGUCGAGGCUUUCCCGGUACACAUGAGUUACAUUAAAAUUAUUACGAUUGAUAUUGUUACAAAAAAGUAACAAUCGGGAGUUCAUAACGAAGGAUUGCAGCUGAUUGCGGCCCUUAGGAUCGCGUGCGUGCGUGCCAGCCAGCCAGCAGCAGCCGUGGUGGUGGUGUUGGCGGUCAGCGCCACGUGCUAAGAACCCGGCCACACGAGUUCGAUUCCCGCUCACGGCACAACACCGGUGACGUCGAGCAUCUGAACCGGUCCUGGGCCCUCCCCGAGGUCGACUCGGCCUCAAAUGGGCGUUGUGAUCACAGCGCGCUGACCACCGCUCCGGUACUCACAAGGGAUACCGCGUGAGGGUUACUUACGAACGAGCCAUCGGUGGGAGCCACGCUGCACACUCCCAUGGCCUUACGACGGCUCCUGUAUUGGCAUAAAGAUCCGAUGGCUUUGGUAUUGUUGCUCAUUUCAUUGUUCAUCAAAUCGACUCAUUCUUUGGAGGACACUGCAAAUACUCCACCUUGCCUGACCCCACUGUGUGGCCACUUUGGCACCAAAACACGUUACGAGGACGUGAGCAAGUUCAGUGGAUGGGUAGGUGAAGGGGAAUGUCGGGCAAUGCACCUCAAUGCUGUGAUCCGCCACGGGACUCGUUUGCCCACAGCCCGUCAAAUACGCGCCAUGCGAAACAUGCAUCAGUUGAUGGCUGCCGGCACCUCGGCACUCGCGCGGAAGAUUGGCGAGUGGCAUUUCUGGUUCCGUGAAGAGCUCGGCGGAGAGCUGGUCGAGAAGGGAGCUCGAGAUGAAGCGCAACUGGCCGAGCGGCUUGCUGAACGAUUCCCGGAUUUAUUAGGCACGUGGGCCGUCAAUCACAAAUCCCUGCGAUUCCUCAGCAGCUCCAAGCCACGUUGUGUCCAAAGCGCCACAGCCUUCAUGCAUGCCCUCUGGCACCACCAGCCUGCACAUUACCCGGAGAUUACAGUCGACGACCGGGUCAUGAGAUUCUUUGACGAGUGCGAAAGGUUUGUUGAAAAUGUGAAAGAAAAUGUGAGUGCGCUCUACCACGUGAUCGCCUUCAUGGAGGGUAAAGAGAUGUGGAACGUGCAGCAAAAAAUCUCGGAGAGGAUCGGCGUGCCUCAAGAACACGUCACAAGAAAAUUAAUUCAAGCCGCAUUUUACGUCUGCUCCUUUGAACUCGCGGUGAAUGGGACACACUCAAUUUGGUGUGAACUCUUCGAUGCUGAAGACGCCAAGGUACUGGAGUAUCUGGGGGAUUUGAAGCACUUCUGGCUGCGGGGGAGAGGUUAUCCAAUCAACAGCCGGAUCAGCUGUGUGCUGCUGCAGGAUAUAUUUACUGGUUUGGACCAGGCAGUUACUGAGAGGCAAAAAGGAUGGCCCUCUGUCCGAGAUCCAGCCACCCACUGCUACUGCUGCUACUGCUGCUUCAGCAGCAACUGUUGAUGCCACUGACGGCCGCCGCCGCAGAUAGCGACCGUAGUGCCGAGCAGGAUGGGGGAAGGUGCUACACAGGCAUGCCGGGGAUCCCGGGGAAUCACGGGAUCCCGGGAAACCCGGGCCCGAUCGGUCCUCUUG
Molecule: messenger RNA, 1675 nt
Organism: Petromyzon marinus (sea lamprey)
Lineage: Eukaryota; Metazoa; Chordata; Hyperoartia; Petromyzontiformes; Petromyzontidae
Product: multiple inositol polyphosphate phosphatase 1-like
Molecular function (GO): acid phosphatase activity; inositol phosphate phosphatase activity
Source: RefSeq, a predicted model, not a curated record